GGCGAUAGCGUUGGACCGGACGUUAUAUACCAAACAGCAGCCUUACAGUCCUAUCGGUGCCGUCGCCGCGGAUCACCCGUCUUUUAAUGUAUCAUUACACUAAACGAGCAGAGCGUUUCUAACACCGAGUCUGUUGUCGUUUGGUAAACAAAAUUUCGUCUUCGAAUUUUCCGACGAGCGAUUAUACCUAACGCAGUCAGUUUGCUACAAUUUUUUUUCUCUAAAAUAGUUUGUGUUUCGCCGCGUUGGAUAUUAAUUUUUGCAUUCUCCGGUCGAAAAUAGUUCAUUAAUAUUGUAUAGUAUAAAAUAAUAUUACUUUGUUUAUUGAUAUAUUAUUGACUUGCACGACCGAACAGUAAACCAACCGUCAAAAUGAGACCACCGAUCGAAGAGGAAAUCGAAGCCGCCGAAGUGGAAGUAGACGAUGGUCAACAGACCGCGGUCAUGUUAGUGUCCACCAGGCUGGCCGGAAACGCGGUUAUUCGAGUGGUAAACCGUUGCAACGAAGCACAAGAGAGCCAAAACUUAGACCUGUCCGAAUGUCAGCUGAUGCAGAUCCCUGACGCAAUUUACCUACUUAUGCAAAACACGCAGUUAGUUACGUGUGAUUUGUCAAAUAACGUAAUUUCAAAACUACCAGUAAAAUUCACCGAACGGUUUCCGACUAUCACAGAGUUAAAUUUGUCUCAUAAUCAAAUCAGUAAACUGCCGGACCAGCUGUCUGAAAUGAAAAACCUUAAAAAGUUGAAUAUUUCUUAUAACUCGUUUGUUGAGUUGCCAGAAUCAAUUACUCAUUUACCAGAAUUAACUACUUUAAUCGCUAACAAUAAUUUUAUUAUUGAUGUCAAUGUUAGGACAUUGAAAUCAUGUUUGAAACACUUGAAUGAAGUUGAUAUCAAGGAUAAUCCACUUAAUACUUCGACGGUGGAUGCGCUGGAACAGGAACUGCCUUUUAGGGUGAUGUUCACACCCCCAACCGACGAAGACUGGAGAGAUUUAGACAAUUGAUUAACAAACAAAACAUUUGACAAUACAGAAAUAUAUUUUUUAAUUAGCUAAUAAAAUGUUUUUAUUCAUUUU
Molecule: messenger RNA, 1080 nt
Organism: Melanaphis sacchari
Lineage: Eukaryota; Metazoa; Arthropoda; Insecta; Hemiptera; Aphididae
Gene: Sclp
Product: leucine-rich repeat-containing protein 57
Exons: 4
Coding region: 373-1008 (211 amino acids)
Molecular function (GO): protein binding
Source: RefSeq, a predicted model, not a curated record